This is a messenger RNA of Desarmillaria tabescens, 1538 nucleotides long. RefSeq lists its product as uncharacterized. Gene Ontology annotation, molecular function: chromatin insulator sequence binding. Gene Ontology annotation, biological process: regulation of transcription by RNA polymerase II. Bases 363 to 1109 code for a protein of 248 amino acids. The transcript has a single exon. The record is from RefSeq and is a predicted model, not a curated record. Gene Ontology annotation, cellular component: chromosome. NCBI's taxonomy places the organism in Eukaryota, Fungi, Basidiomycota, Agaricomycetes, Agaricales, Physalacriaceae.
AUUAUUCCUUUGCGGCACCGCAAGUCUUCAGCAAUCGGCGGUACUUUGUUCUUCGGUGCUGCGUUCCAUAUCUAGACUCUCGUCUCCAUUGAUCGGCGACACUAUUUUUCCCAAGUCAAAGUUCUGGAUCAUUGCACUCUCAAUUGUUAAUUUCAUCAAUUCACGCUUGAGUUCCUGGCCAUCGCACAUCAUGCACAUGGAUCAAAUAUCAUCCGAUCAGCCUAUUCUCACGUCUAUUGUCCAUGCUACUGUCUCUUAUUCCGUUUCCACUUUCGUCUUCUCUUUCGCAGCCGUGAAAUCGAAGCGACAAACAAUGACUCGAAUCUUCGGGAAUGUCCGAAUUACAGGGUAUAUAAAGAGGUAUGGCAGUGUUGCGCAGCCUCAAAAUCCAUCCGUCAACUCAAUCGACAACCUAUCGACAUCUAACCAAGCAUCCAACAUCCACAAUGAUUCAACACAAUUCUACCCCUGGCAGCUGGCUCUGCCGAUCUUGUGACAUGUGUUUCACAGACAAAUACAGUCUUUUUGAACACAACCAAUCCUCGAGGCAUUUCGUGUGUGGGGAUAGUAGGUGCAAGGGCAGGGCCUUCCGCUCAGCUCUAGGCUUGAGGGAGCAUCUUCGGCAGGCUGCCGUGCACCGCGAAUACGACCACGCUCAAUGCAAGAGGUGCGAUCGACAAUUCACCUCGACCCAUUGUGUGCUCUUGCACCUCGACAUGGGCGGCUGCAGAUCCGUUAACUGGGAGUGGGUCCUUAAACGAGUCAAGCGCCGGGAUCGACGUAAUAUCUAUGUCGAUCCCGAUGUUGACUUCGAGGCUGCAUCGUGUUCGGGAACGGGUACCUACUGCACCACGUGUAGACGGCCCUUCAAGAACCCGUUUGCUCUCAAGCAGCAUCUCACAAGCCCUGCACACCAGCCGAGGGUACUCAAGUGCCCUGUGGCUGGGUGUGGAUCACGAUUUGCAACACUUAGUGCUCUGGCUCAGCAUAUUGAGACAGGGACCAAGUGUGCAAAGAGAGAUAAUAAGGCUUUGAGAGAGUGGAAGAAGUUUGUUGGUAAGAUUGGCCUUGUUGCUAAGGUCACUCCUGCACGUCCGUCGACUCUGUAGUGGUCUUUUUGACUACCUGGACGCGGGCGUGCAGGUAUUCUCCUCACAUAUGUAUAACAUUUCCAUGCCUUUGAUGAUGAUUUAUGCAAAACACUGUCAUUGAUAUCUACUGAUGACAAUUCAUCUCCAUUUCAUACCCUUCACUUCCUACAUCUAUACCUCAUUUCAUUUCCCCAUUCCUUUCAUGAUGCCCUCAUCAUCUUUCUAUUGGACUUGUUGCCACAUAGAGUAGCUACCCAUGUGGUGGAAAGACUGGUGCAUUCCGUAGCUUAAGACAGUCAUUUUUACCUAGUAUACAGUCACUCCCAACUCUUUGUAUUUCUAGGCUCGAGUCAGUCCCCGUUUCUGACGAUGAUGAUAAUCCAUCAACUCGGGCAGGACUGGUUCGAGUCUAUUGUAUGUAUUUCGUCCAAGCAAUAUGACACGUUU